Nothoprocta perdicaria is the source of this 609-nucleotide messenger RNA. RefSeq names its product barttin CLCNK type accessory beta subunit (gene BSND). Gene Ontology annotation, biological process: chloride transport. The record is from RefSeq and is a predicted model, not a curated record. NCBI's taxonomy places the organism in Eukaryota, Metazoa, Chordata, Aves, Tinamiformes, Tinamidae. Gene Ontology annotation, cellular component: basolateral plasma membrane. The coding region runs from base 1 to 609 and encodes 202 amino acids. The transcript has 4 exons. Gene Ontology annotation, molecular function: chloride channel regulator activity.
AUGGCCGACGAGAAGACCUUUCGCUACGCCUUCAUCAUGCUGGGCUUCUUCCUCGUCAUGACGGGGCUCUUCAUCAUGAGCGUGGACAAGCCCCACAUCUACAUCACCUUCUGCACCUUGGGCAUCCUGCUCGUGGCCGUGGGCAUCACCUGGAGCAUGUGCCAGUGCUACCCCAAGAUCACCUUCGUCCCCGCGGACUCGGAGACGGAGCAGUUCCUCGUGCCCCGUGCGGUGCUGCCGGCGGCGGGGGAGAAGCCGGGGAAGCAGCGCCUGCAGGCUCCCGACGGGCGCCGCGAGGAGCCCGGCGCCUACGAGAAGAGCCUGCCCACGUACGAGCAGGCGCAGCGGCAGGCGGCCGCCGAGGUGCACCCCGAGCGGCCGGGCCCCGCGGCCGCCCCCCACACCAGCCUGCCCCGCGGCGGGACGGCCGCCGGCGGCAGCCCCGCGGCGCCGCUCGCCACAUUCCCCGAGGAGCUGGACGGGCCGUCGCCGGCGGGCUCGGCGCCCGGCAGCCCCGGCACGGCGCGCGACGACCUCUACUACGGCCUGCACGAGGGCUGGGACACACUGGCGGCCGACGGCGARCUCCAGUUCGAGCCCGAGGACUAG